Messenger RNA from Eufriesea mexicana, 1162 nucleotides. Its product is annotated as phosducin-like protein. The transcript is spliced from 3 exons. Bases 308 to 1162 code for a protein of 284 amino acids. Gene Ontology annotation, biological process: regulation of G protein-coupled receptor signaling pathway. The record is from RefSeq and is a predicted model, not a curated record. NCBI's taxonomy places the organism in Eukaryota, Metazoa, Arthropoda, Insecta, Hymenoptera, Apidae.
UAUUGACAUUUAGCUGUUGCGGGAGUAGCUGUUGCACGUUUUAGCUUCUUAUAAAAUAUAAAGAAUACCGUUGUAUUUAAAAUAUCUCCAUAUUAUUUGCACAGUAUGCAUGAAAUUGACAAGUAAUGUUAGAGUAAUUUAUAACAAUGUUCCUCUGGACGAUAUUUUGAAGUUUAUUAUACAAACUCAUAUUGAACAGUGAACGAUUUUACGACAUAAAUAUCGCGGAAACUCUCCAACAUCACAUUUAAAGUAUACACUCGGUGAAGCAAAUAGUGCAAAUUCUUUUCAAACUAUAUAAAUAAUAAUGUCAACUCUGGAAGAUAAAAUUUUAGGCGAAAAAUUACACUAUUAUUGUAGUAGUUCCAGUGAAGAUGAAGAAAAUGAUUCCGCAGACUCUGAUAAAGAGUCAGAGAAUGAAAAAUAUUCGCAAAUAAUUACAGACUCCAUAGAACCAUCAUUUUCAGAAUGGGAUGGCACAUCCAGCAACACAGGGCCAAAGGGUGUCAUAAAAGAUUGGCAACGUUACAAGCAACUGCAAGCAGAAAAGAGACAAGAACAAGAGAGUGAAAGACUUCAGUUAAUAAAGAAACUCAGUCUAACGUGUCGUAGUUCCUUAGAUGAAGAGAAAGAGAAAAUUAUGCAAACAGAUCCUGAUCUUGCUGAAUUAUUAACAGAUGAAUUUCUUUUAGAAUAUCAGAAACAAAGGAUGAAAGAAAUGCUUACAAGGACUGAAAAACUUCGUUUUGGUAGAGUAAUUAAUUUGGAAACAGCAGAUCAAUUUUUAGAAGCAAUUGACAAUGAAGAUAAAUCAGUGACAAUUGUUGUUCACAUUUAUGAAAAUAAUGUCCCUGGCUGUGAAGCAAUGAAUGGUUCUUUAAUAUCUGUUGCAGAGGAUUAUCAAUUUGUGAAAUUUUGUAAAAUUUUAGGUUCAGUAGCUGGACUCAGUAAACAUUUCAAAAGAGAAGGAGUUCCAGCUUUGUUAGUUUAUAAAGCUGGUCAAGUGAUAGGAAAUUUUGUUCAUGUAACAGAUUAUUUAGGAGUAGAUUUUUAUGCCUCUGAUGUUGAAGCCUUUUUAAUUGAACAUGGAAUGCUUAAUGAUAAAAAUUGUGUACCUGCUAUCACCUCACAUAAUGAACAUACAUUAUCAGACAGUGAAUAA